Molecule: messenger RNA, 3689 nt
Organism: Leucoraja erinaceus (little skate)
Lineage: Eukaryota; Metazoa; Chordata; Chondrichthyes; Rajiformes; Rajidae
Product: zinc finger protein 239-like
Exons: 1
Coding region: 212-1186 (324 amino acids)
Source: RefSeq, a predicted model, not a curated record
CGGUUUCUUCCGCCAUUAACACACCCAAUAUGUGCUAGUAAUGUCCUGUUUGCCAGCUUGUUGACCCUCUGUGUUCCCCUCCUGCAGGGUUUAGGAGCCGUUGCUGUGGACGGAGAGACGGGGACGUGAGCGGCCAUUGAGGGCGGCCAGGGUGCCGGUGAGCCCCCCAUCUGCUUGGUGUGCGGGCUGAGCUUCGAGGGGCUGAGCUUCGAUGGAGGACCACAUGACGGGGCACAACAAGGAGAAGCGUUAUGAGUGCGACGUGUGUGGCAAGGCCUGGCAGAGCCCGAGCAAGCUGGAGAUCCACCGGCGGGUGCACACGGGAGAACGCCCCUUCAACUGCUCAGAGUGCGGCAAGAAAUUCACCUGCUCCAGCAACCUGCUGCAGCACAACCGCGUGCACUCCGGCGAGAGGCCCUUCACCUGCUCCGACUGCAGCAAGAGCUUCACACGCUACAGCCGCCUGCUGCACCACAUCCGAAUGCACUCUGGCGAGAGGCCCUUCACCUGCUCCGACUGUGGCAAGAGCUUCAAGACAGCGAAUGACCUGAAGAUCCACUGGCGGGUGCAUACCGGUGAGAAGCCCUAUGACUGCUCCACCUGUGGCAAGAGCUUUGCCCGGUUGUGGGGGCUGCGGGAGCACCGGCGGGUGCACAGCAGUGAGCGGCCGUUUACCUGCUCCGACUGCGGCAAAGGCUUCAAGUCGUCGCCGGACCUGAAGGUGCACAGACGCCUGCACACCGGGGAGCAUCCCUACACCUGCAGCGACUGCGGCAAGGGCUUCACCCGCCUCAGCACCCUGCUGGCGCACCAGCGCACCCACACCGGCGAGCGGCCAUUCACCUGCACCCAGUGCGGCAAGAGCUUCACCCACUCCACCAGGCUGUUGGAGCACCAGCGCACCCACACCGGCGAGCGUCCCUUCACCUGCGCCCAGUGCGGCAAGGGCUUCACCCAGUCCAGUCACCUGCUGUUCCACCAGCGCACCCACACUGGCGAGCGCCCCUACACCUGCGCCCAGUGCAGCAAGGGCUUCACCCAGCCCAGUCACCUGCUGUCGCACCAGCGCACCCACACCGGCGAGCGCCCCUACACCUGCAGCGACUGCGGCAAAGGUUUCACCUGCUCCACCAAGCUGCUGUACCACCAGCGGGGGCACGCCGGUGAGCGGCUGUUCCCACUGUGACAAGAACGCAUGGGGGCUGAGGGAGCACCAGCGGAUACACACCGGAGAGAGACCCUUUGUGUGUGAUGAGUGUGGAAAGGGUUUCAUCCGCAUGACCAGCCUGUGGCAGCACUGGUGUGCCCACAGUGGUAAGCGUCCCUUACCCUACCCUACCUGUUCAUUCUCUCCAGAGAUGCUGUCUGACCCGCUGAGUGACUCCAGCAUUUUGUGUCCUUUUUUGCAAACCAGGAUCUACAGUUCCCUGUUUUUAAACAUAGAAACAUAGAGAGGUGCAUAAGAAGGCCAUUCGGCCCUUCGAGCCAGCACCGCCAUUCAUUGUGAUCGUGGAUGAUUGUCCCCAAUCAAUAACCCGUACCUGUCUUCUCCCCAUAUCCCUUGACUCCACUAGCCCCCAGAGCUCUAUCUAACUCUCUCUUAAAUCCAUCCGCUGUGGCAUGGAAUUCCACAAAUUCACAACUCUCUGGGUGAAAAGGUUUUUUCUCACCUUAGUCUUAAAAGGCCUCCCCUUUAUUCUAAGACUGUGGCCUCUGGUUCUGAACUUGCCCAACAUUGGGAACAUUUUUCCUGUACCUAGCUUGUCCAGUCCUUUUAUAAUUUUAUAUGUUUCUAUAAGACCCCCCCCAUCCUUCUAGACUGCAGUGAAUACAAGCCUAGUCGUUUCAAUCUUUCCCCAUAUGACAGUCCCACCAUCCCAGGAUCAAUCUCGUGAACCUACGCUGCACUGCUUCAAUCACAAUGAUGUCCUUCCUCAAAUUAGGAGACCAAAACUGUACACAAUGCUCCAGAUGUGGUCUCACCAGAGCCCUAUACAACUGCAGAACUUCUUUAAUCCUAUACUGAACUCCUCUUGUUAUGAAGGCCAACAUUCCAUUAGCUUCCAUGCUGAGAGAAUGGAGCAGCUGGGCUUGUACACUCUGGAGUUUAGAAGGAUGAGAGGGCAUCUCAUUGUAACAUAUAAGAUUGUUAAGGGUUUGGACACGCUAGAGGCAGGAAACAUGUUCCCGAGGUUGGGGGAGUCCAGAACCAGGGGCCACAGUUUAAGAAUAAGGAGUAAGCCUUUAGAAUGGAGACGAGGAAACACUUUUUCUCACAGAUUGUUGUGAGUCUGUGGAAUUCUCCACCUCAGAGGGCGGUGGAGGCAGGUUCUCUGGAUGCUUUCAAGAGAGAGCUAGAUAGGACUUAAAAAUAGCGGAGUCGGGGGAUAUGGGGAGAAGGCAGGAACGGGGUACUGAUUGGGGAUGAUCAGCCAUGAUCACAUUGAAUGACGGUGCUGGCUCGAAGGGCCAAAUGGCCUUCUCCUGCACCUAUUGUCUAUUGUCUUUCUUCACUGUCUGCUGUACCUGCACGCCAACUUUCAGUGACAUUGCUGCCUCGCCGGAGCCACCGACCCUCGCUGCCUUCCCGUUUAUCUGCUGAGCGGCACCUCCUACGCUUCACCCGUGUGCCAUUCCACUCCCCGCGGGCCUCGACCAAUGACUCUGCAGCUCUGGCCACUCCACCGCUCACCUGUGGGCCGCAGCCGUCUCCUUACCAGAGUCCUUGGCUCAACACCGGGCCUGGAGUCUCCACGCAGCAGAUUCUCACACCACGUGUCUGACUGUGCGUGGUCUUAAUGCUCCCCCUCCUCCAAUAGGGAACCUCAAUAUACAUCAGACAGUAGCUGCAGGAGUAGGCCAUUCGGCCCUUGGAGCCAGCACCGCCAUUCAAUGUGAUUGUGGCUUGUUAUCUACAAUCAGUACCCUUACCACCAGGGUCACUUACGAUGGCAGCUCCACCGGCAGUCUGUUCUUUCUUUCAUCUUUUUUUAAUUUUUAGUGUUUGUUAAAAGUUUGUUUUAAUGUUCUCCGGUUUGGCUAAUGUGGGGGGAGGAGGGGAUCGGGGAAAACCUUUUUUCAAGUUCUUACUGAUUUUCGCAUCGCAUUCUCCGGACGCUCUGCGGCUUUCCAUGGGUGGAGCUGGAGGCCUCCUCGGCCUUCCAUGGGUGGAGCUGGAGGCCUCCUCGGACUGUCGUGAGCCCCAUCGGACUUAACAUUGAAGCUGAUCCCGUGCCUGGGAUCGCAACCACCGUGGAAUCAACAUCAAGGGCUCACAGUCUCGGGUGAGGCCGAGUCGGGAAGGUCCAACGUUGCGGAAGGUUUGACCAGCCCCGACGCGAGGUUGGAUUGCGCGGCGUGGUGAGCUGACAUACCCCCGAUGCAGGAGCUUGUUCGCCUCGACGUGGAGGGCCAAAAUGCUGCCGGCUACGGGAGUCAAGGUCGUGCCCUCAACGGAGGGCUCGAGGCUCCCGACCGUGGAAGAACAAAGGGAUGAGACUUGAACUUUAUUUUGCCUUCCAUCACAGUGAGGAUUUGGGAGGAGCCACCAUGGUGGAUGUUCAUGUUAAAAUGUGUUUUGGGUGAUCUGUUACUUUUUAUUUGUAUGACUGACUUGUUGCAAAACAGACUUGGCAAAUAAAGUACUAUUCUGAUUCCGAUUCUGAUUCUGAUUUCCAUUACUCCCCCAA